Pseudoliparis swirei is the source of this 5383-nucleotide messenger RNA. RefSeq names its product SMAD specific E3 ubiquitin protein ligase 2 (gene smurf2). Gene Ontology annotation, biological process: negative regulation of BMP signaling pathway; ubiquitin-dependent protein catabolic process. The record is from RefSeq and is a predicted model, not a curated record. Bases 336 to 2669 code for a protein of 777 amino acids. The transcript is spliced from 19 exons. Lineage: Eukaryota; Metazoa; Chordata; Actinopteri; Perciformes; Liparidae. Gene Ontology annotation, molecular function: ubiquitin protein ligase activity; protein binding.
CUCGCAGCGAGGAGGACCGAGUCCGCGACAGAGGCUGCUCCCGAAGAUGUGAAGGCGAAGCCCCGCGUGACCGCGUCGCCACCGCCCGCUCGUCCGCACGCUCCAACCGGGGAGAAGCCGGUCGUAGUAAAUGCACUUUGCAGCAACUGCUACACUCGCGGUUCACUUUGUGUUUAAUUUUUUCGAUCGCGACGGCAGUUCGGUUCACAUCCGGGCCACAAUGCCUUGACUCCAUUAUUGUCUAAAACUGGCGAAGAGGUUGAUGAACCUUGUUAUUUAUUUUUUAUAGACACUUUUUUUUUUUUUUCGAGAGAGAAAGCUGGACACGAGAGGAGAUGUCUAACCAAGGAGUCCGGCGGAACGGCCCCGUGAAGCUGCGAUUAACAGUCCUCUGCGCCAAAAACCUGGUGAAGAAGGACUUCUUCCGCCUCCCUGAUCCCUUUGCCAAGAUUGUCGUGGACGGGUCGGGGCAAUGCCACUCGACAGACACUGUGAGGAACACGCUUGACCCCAAGUGGAAUCAGCACUAUGACCUUUACAUCGGGAAAUCCGACUCCAUCACCAUCAGCAUGUGGAAUCACAAGAAGAUCCACAAGAAGCAGGGGGCGGGGUUCCUGGGCUGCGUCCGCCUCCUGUCCAACGCCAUCAACCGCCUCAAAGACACGGGCUGUAAGUACCAGAGACUAGACCUGAACAAGCUGAGUCCCAACGACAGCGACACGGUCCAAGGCCAGAUCGUGGUGAGCCUGCAGUCGAGGGACCGGAUCGGCACCGGCGGCUCCGUGGUGGACUGCAGUCGGCUGUUUGACAACGACCUCCCCGACGGCUGGGAGGAGAGGAGGACGGCGUCCGGGCGGAUCCAGUACUUGAACCACAUCACACGCACCACACAGUGGGAGAGGCCGACCAGGCCCGCCUCAGAGUACUCCAGCCCCGGCCGGCCUCUCAGCUGCAUCGUGAACGAGAACACGCCCGUCAGCACAAACGGGGCCACGCCCACCACCACCACCACGGUGCUGACGCCCAUCAACGGUGACCAGCGGAUCCCGGAGAGACGGGUCCGCUCGCAGCGGCACCGCAACUACAUGAGCAGAACCCACCUGCACACGCCCCCGGACCUCCCUGAGGGAUACGAGCAGAGGACCACGCAGCAGGGCCAAGUGUACUUCCUCCACACUCACACGGGUGUCAGCACGUGGCACGACCCCCGAGUACCGAGAGACCUGAGUAACGUGAACUGUGAGGAGCUCGGUCCUCUGCCUCCCGGGUGGGAGAUCCGGAACACCGCCACCGGGAGGGUCUACUUCGUCGACCACAACAACCGGACCACGCAGUUCACCGACCCGCGCCUCUCCGCCAACCUGCAUCUCGUGCUCAAUCCGAGUCCGAGCCCCAAUGGCUCUCGCGGAGCCAUCGAAAGUCAGAAUGUCAGUCGUCAGAACCAGUUGAAGGACCAGGCCCAGCAGGCUCUGGUGUCCCCCGCUCAGCUCCUGGAGGAGGCCGAGUGCCUCACGGUGCCCAAGUACAAGAGGGACCUGGUCCAGAAGCUCAAGAUCCUCCGCCAGGAGCUGUCCCAGCAGCAGCCUCAGGCCGGACACUGCCGCAUCGAGGUGUCCCGCGAGGAGAUCUUCGAGGAGUCGUACCGCCAGGUGAUGAAGGUGAGGCCGAAGGACCUGUGGAAGCGGCUCAUGGUGAAGUUCAGAGGCGAGGAGGGGCUGGACUAUGGAGGAGUGGCCAGGGAGUGGCUCUACCUGCUGUCGCACGAGAUGCUCAACCCGUACUACGGCCUGUUCCAGUACUCCCGCGAUGACAUCUACACGCUGCAGAUUAACCCCGACUCUGCCGUCAACCCCGAGCACUUGUCCUACUUUCACUUCGUGGGCCGCAUCAUGGGCAUGGCGGUGUUCCACGGCCACUACAUCGACGGAGGCUUCACGCUGCCCUUCUACAAGCAGCUGCUGGGCAAACCCAUCACGCUGGACGACAUGGAGUCGGUGGACCCCGAACUGCACAACAGCCUCGUCUGGAUCCUGGACAACGACAUCACAGGUGUGCUGGACCACACCUUCUGCGUGGAGCACAACGCCUACGGGGAGAUCAUCCAGCACGAGCUCAAGCCCAACGGCAAGAGCAUCUCCGUCUCCCAGGACACCAAGAAGGAGUACGUGCGGCUCUACGUCAACUGGCGCUUCCUGCGGGGCAUCGAGGCCCAGUUCCUGGCGCUGCAGAAGGGCUUCAACGAGGUCAUCCCCCAGCACCUGCUCAAGCCCUUCGACGAGAAGGAGCUGGAGCUGAUCGUGUGCGGCCUCGGCAAAAUCGACAUCAACGACUGGAAGUCGAACACGCGGCUCAAGCACUGCACGGCGGAGAGCAGCAGCGUCAAGUGGUUCUGGAAGGCCGUGGAGUCCUUCGACGAGGAGCGCAGGGCCCGGCUGCUGCAGUUCGUCACCGGCUCCUCCAGAGUUCCUCUGCAAGGCUUCAAGGCCCUCCAAGGUGCUGCCGGCCCGCGACUCUUCACCCUCCACCAGAUCGAUGUCAGCACCAACAACCUGCCCAAAGCCCACACCUGUUUUAACCGGAUUGACAUCCCUCCCUACGAGCAGUACGACAAACUGUACGACAAGCUGCUGACGGCCAUCGAGGAGACGUGCGGCUUCGCUGUGGAGUGAGUCCCCGAGGCAGGCGGAGCUCAGCGACCCCCUCCACCACCAGCACCACCAACACCACCACCACCCAUCAACAUCAAUCCACUCCGAUGGGGGUCUUCCACAGUUGCUUUACCCCGCUCAUACUUCCCGAAGGGGCGGAGCUACGGGAGGGUGGGCCGAGAAAACCUGGAAAAUGUGUCACCUGACUGAUUUUCCUCUCAGACCCUCAUGCCCUCUCUCCAACUUCUUUUUUUUCUUGUUAUUGAAAAGGAUCUUGUAUCAGCUGCUAAUAACUCAGACUAUUUACUAACCCGUGGAACCUGCAAAGUCUCUGGCUCUUCCCUUUUUACAUUUUUUUAUUAUUAUCUAAGUUCAUUUUAGCAUUUAAAAAAAGGAUAAAUUAAAGAACAAAAACAAGUCAAAAGACUGUAUUCCAUGUAGCAACGCUCCAUCUUACCAAGCCACUUGAAGACAAGAGGCUUCAGAUGCGGCGCGUAUGUGUGUGUGUGUGUGACUCGUGCGUUCACAUCGGGGCUCUCGGCAUCGCCGCCUCGGCUGGAAAAUGCGGGGAAGGCAAGACGAGAGAUCGAAUUAGCCGACUGUUUACACCCCUCUACAAAGACCCUCUCACUCCUCCGACUCGUAGCGCUUCAUUCCCACCGAACCCAGUCCACAUGUUUCACAGCUAGAUUUGGAAGUAGAUGAAUACAAGAAUAAACAGCUUGAAAUGUGGUAUUAUUUAUAUAUAUAUAUAUAUAUAUGACGAGUUGGGGGAAUUGAAUUAAGCUUGACUGAAUUUUCCUUCCGGAAGCCGCCGUAUGUUUCACAAGCCGUGCCACUGAGUGUUUCACACCGUGUCCUCUGAGGGCCACUAAGAUCAUUUUACAAUGAAAGAAUCGGUGUUGAACCCUUUAAAUUCUACUGUUUCCCCGACGACCACCGCCUCUUUUUCUUUCUUUUUUUAACACGUUGUCAUUUGUAGCUGGGCUAUCGUGAUGUCACGAGCACGACACCCUCCCGUCCUCUUCUAAAGGUGUUCUGUCUCAGAGUCCAAAGCUCCAUCGUCGUCUAUCUCACGCUGACGCCACUUUGUUAUUGUUGUGGCGGCGAAGAAAAAACACAUAAUAACUCGACUACCUUCUCGCCGUUUGGUGCUAAACAGCAUCAACGUCUAAUGUUGCCAACCUCCUCAUUGACGGGCUACUUGCUCGUGCACACCGCACUACUCACACCUGUUUGUGGCCACAACCCCUCGCCAGAGGACAUGUCACAUGUCGCUCGAAACGUGUCCUCGGAUUCGACGACCGGCGGGAAAACUAUUUCUGACCGUUUGUCUUCCUUGAAUGCAAAAAAAAAAAAAUAAUCACGGCUUAAAUUGUUUUUCCCACAAGUCGACUAACAAUAUACAGCAACCAGGUGCUUUGGGUUGAAAGGGAACUGAGUGAGACGGAUCCGGUUUCAGCCGGUUACACGGUCCCAUCAGUGAUGCUUGUAUUUCUAGAGGGGGGGGGGGUCUACGAUUUGAAAUAAAAAAUAAAUAAGAAUUCUUGAACGUUUUCCCAAAACAAAAAUGCCGCCUGGCCAGAGAAAUGUCUGACCGUGGACUGUUAAACUUUAAAGUGUGCAUACACUAAAAUGAAGAAGAAGAAGAAGAAGAAAAGUAAAAGAAGAGAUUUAACUGAUCUUUUUCUCUCGUGUGUGUGAGUGUGUCUGUGUGUGUGUGUCUGUGUGUGUGUGGACGAGUGAAUGCAAAGUGUGUGUCCUCACAUGGUGCUCUGUACAGUAAUGAGGUUCAUGUGGAUCAGACAACCUGUAAUUUAUCUUUAACUUAAGUAUAGAAAUGAAAAGAGGGAUUGCACACGAACAGAAUGAGGUUGCCGCGUGUGUUUUAACGGUGAUUAAAAAAAGAUAUUAUUCAUUUGCCUUUAAGUCCAGUGCACACGCUGAUGCCCGACUGUGCGCUCCUCCACCGCCGCUCAGCGUCGCCUCUCGUUGAAGAACUUGUGCCCGAACAAGUCAAAGUGGAGACACGCUGCUCUUCUUUUGGUGUUUUUUUUAAUCGCAUAAUCCACUAGCAGAACUAUAUCUCUCACAGCUGACUGAUGCAAUUUGAUGUACAGGACUGUCUCAGAAAAUUAGAAUAUUGUGAUGAAGUUCUUUAUUUUCUGCAAUGCAAUUAAAAAAACAAAAAUGUCAUGCAUUCUGGAUUCAUUACAAAUCAACUGAAAUAUUGCAAGCCUUUUAUUCUUUUAAUAUUGCUGAUUAUGGCUUACAGCUUAAGAAAACUCAAAUAUCCUAUCUCUAAAUAUUAGAAUAUCAUGAAAAAGUAUACUAGUAGGGUAUUAAACAAAUCACUUGAAUUGUCUAAUUAACUCGAAACACCUGCAAGGGUUUCCUGAGCCUUGACAAACACUCAGCUGUUAUCAAUCUUUUUUUUUACUUGGUCUAAGGAAAUAUUAAAAUUUUAUGAGAUAGGAUUUUAGAGUUUUCUUAAGCUGUAAGCCAUAAUCAGCAAUAUUAAAAGAAUAAAAGGCUUGCAAUAUUUCAGUUGAUUUGUAAUGAAUCCAGAAUGCAUGACAUUUUUGUUUUUUUAAUUGCAUUACAGACAAUAAAGAACUUCAUCACAAUAUUCUAAUUUUCUGAGACAGUCCUGUAUGUUAACACUCAUUUUGGAAGAGUUAUUUUUACUUGUGUGUGUAAUUAGUUCUCAUUAAACUUGCCUUUGUCUAACAAUG